CACAGAACCCAGCACUCUGCCACGAUGAUUUAUCUUUUCGGACUUAUUGGCUUUCUGUUGGCACUCACAGCUGAGUCCAAAGUUGGAAACUCAUCUGUGCCUAACUUCUGUUCUGAGACAGAAGAGUGCCUGCUGUUUGAUCAGAUUUGUAAGACUGACGAAUAUGAGGUCCGUCACUAUGACGCCACAAAAUGGGUUUCAACCGAAGAGAAAUCCAUGUUCAUGGAAUUUGCAACAAUGAAAGCCUUCAGACGACUGUUUGAAUACAUCAGUGGUGCCAAUGAGAACGGAGAGAAGAUUGAAAUGACGGCUCCUGUUAUUAUAAAAAUCGCUGAGGACAAGUCACCUCUGUUGUUUUGGAAACCGCGUAUCUACACAAUGAGUUUCUUGCUGCCAGCCAAACAUCAGGCGAACCCCCCCAAACCUACUGAUACAAAGCUGUUCAUCACCGACAUGGCGGAUAUGAAAGUGUAUGUUCUGUCCUACGGAGGAUGGAUGUUGAGCAUGACUGAGAAAAUCAACUCGAACAAGCUCUUCUCUGCCCUUACCUCGGUGGGUGCAGAGUUCCAAAACGACUACCGAUAUGCCGUGGGAUAUAACAGUCCGAUGAAGAUGUUCAACAGGCACAACGAGGUGUGGUAUGUUGUUGAGGAUGAGCCUGUGUGUUCCAGCAGUGAGGAACUGGAGCUUUCUCCCAUGGCUUGAACAUUAUGAGCCCUGUGCGAGGACGGCUUAUAUGCAGAGAUGAUGAAGCUGCUUCAAGGCAUAAUGUGUCGUAUAAACCUGCCAGUGAAAGCACAGAUUUACAAAAUGUUGAGGAAUUUCAAUUACUUACUGUGUUUGUACACCAGAUAGUUUGGUGGUUUUCUGUUCUAUUCAAUAAAUGUACCCUU
Molecule: messenger RNA, 893 nt
Organism: Cottoperca gobio
Lineage: Eukaryota; Metazoa; Chordata; Actinopteri; Perciformes; Bovichtidae
Gene: soul5
Product: heme-binding protein soul5
Exons: 7
Coding region: 25-705 (226 amino acids)
Molecular function (GO): heme binding
Source: RefSeq, a predicted model, not a curated record